AUGUCUCCAACUGUGGGUCCACUGGGACGUCUACGUAUCGCCCUCUUGAAUCUUUCAAGAAUACCUCCGACAAAAAUUAAAUCACCAACAGCACAACCGCGCCGAGCAAGUGUCGCGAUAAUAAUACGUAUUCGACCUCAAGCACCCAUUGCUUCUUUCACCAACAACACCACCACUAGUACUGCAAAGCAUACACUUGAACAAGUUUCCUUUUCAAUACAAGAUACAGAGCAAACUAACGUUGAUAACAAUGAUAAUAAUAAUGCAAGUGUCAUGACAGAUCUUGAGCAAUUUUGGGAAUUGCCUUGGGUUCAGAAAGGUAUACCCGAGAUAUUGUAUAUAAAGCGUGCUUUGAGAGAAGGGGAUCGAUGGAGCGGGCAAAUGGCGUUCCCCGGAGGAAAACAAGAUCCCGGGGAUGUUGAUGAUUUGGAUACGGCAGAGCGGGAAACAUUUGAAGAAGUUGGAUUGGAUCUCGGGAAUCCCGAGCAAUUUUAUUGUGUUGGUGCAUUGGAUGAUCGAGAGGUCACUACAACAUUUGGCAAAAAAUUACUCAUGAUUCUUUGUCCGUUUGUUUUCCUCCAAAUCACGCCCGAGCCAUUGCCAAUAGAAAUUUCUGGUUCUGAAGUGGCUUCCACUCAUUGGGUCCCUCUCAAUUACUUUUUCGACGAAAAAAUCAUUAGAGCAUGGGAUCCGAUUUCCGUCGAUAUUUCCUCGCGUCUUGCACCCAAUUCUUGGGUCUUGCAACGGAUCACUAGUCAAUCAACAACAGAGUUUUUGCAACUUUGGGGGUUAACUCUUCAAAUGACCAGUGACCUGAUGGAUAUGAUGUAUUUGGCGGGUGAGGAACCGCCACGUCGAUUAGACGCGAUACGACCAAAAUUUGAUUACCCCGAUGUGAAUUUCUUCAUUUGGUGUUUUUUAAGAAAUAAUCGGGGAUCUUAUCGACGGAAAAAAAUGGAACUCGCCACAAGAAGACGUAGUUGGGCGGAUGGGUGGAUAGACUACUAUUCUGCCGUGAGAAAGGCAUUACUUAUAGCCAUUUUUACCCGAACAAUUUUGGCGUUUUUCAUAUUGCGUCAAGGAUCUCGCUAUUUAUUUGGAACAACUUGA
Molecule: messenger RNA, 1110 nt
Organism: Ambispora leptoticha
Lineage: Eukaryota; Fungi; Glomeromycota; Glomeromycetes; Archaeosporales; Ambisporaceae
Source: the annotation of a GenBank genome assembly